CAAAUCUCAAGCUGCAUUGACUGUGCAUUGGGGCUAUAGCGGCGGCGAAUGAGACAGCAACAUCUCCACAACCUCCGCGACCGCCUGCCUGCUUCCCUCUUUCUCUCGAGGCCUAGUCCCGCAGCCCCGGCCCGCCCUCCUGAGUCAUCCUCCUUCCCUUUCUUCUUCUCGUCUCCCUCUCGGCCUUCCCUCUCGCAUCCAUCUUCUCAGGCGCUCCCAUCCUGAAGCAACUUCGGAGGCCGAGUCCAGCAGCGGAGAACAUCAGCCACCUGCUCCACGAACUGAAAAGGGGGCACCGUUGGUCCCACUAGUCUUUUUACGUGGAAGUCACCCCAAAGGCGUGGAAGAUGAAGUGUGGCGGGACCUCAGAGACCAAGCCAGCCACUGAAGAGACACAGCAGAUUGUCCAGCACGUCAAGGCCCAAGUGGAAGAGAAAGAAGGCAAGAGCUUUGAUGUCUUCACUGCAGUCGAGUUUAAAACCCAGAUGGUUGCUGGAAUAAACUACUUCGUCAAGGUCCAUGUUGGGAAUGACCAAUUCCUUCAUGUGCGAAUCUUCAAAAGCCUCCCUCAUGAGAACAAGCCACCGGAGCUCACCAGCUACCAAAGCAAGAAAGGAAAGCACGAUGAACUGUCCUAUUUCUAGACAGCUCUUCAGAUUUUUAUCCAUUAUGAUUUUUUAUGAUUUGCUUUUUAUAAUUUUUCUCCACAAUUGUAUUACAGAUGUUUCAUAAAAUAUUAUGAAAUGGCAUUUCAGUAGACUCUCAGUUAACCGACACCCAUGGGGAUGGUAAAUGCCAGAUAAAUGUAGUUUUUGAUUGUUUGAGAAAUACUAUUAAAAAUAAGUCUAUGGCCCAUAUUAUACCAUACCAUAAACUCUAUAUUGACUUAAUAUUGAAAUAUAGUAAUGAAAAGCAAUUUAAGACAAAUAGAGACAAGCAUAAUAUAACACUUUUACUGUAUUAUAAGAACAACUUUGUGAAUGCAGUAUGUAAUUUUAGUUAUUUUUUAACCAGUUGCUUGAGAGUUCUGGAUGCUUGAGUUCUGGGUAACUGAGAAUCUACUGUAUUUCUUUCAGUCUUCUCCCCUCCUUAGUCAUGGCUACUGACUUCCCAUUCCUUGGUAGGAGACAUAUAUUCUCAAAUCAUUUAUAAUAUGUAUCAUCCUAGGUUAAAGCUUUCACUAAGAUUGUAAUCAUUGUAUCAGCAUAAAAUCAAAAUCAACCAUUGUAUCUAUCUGCAUAAAAUCAGGGUGAUGAUUCUUCCUGCUUCAAACUGAUUUGAAACCUUCAGUCCAUAAUUGUGUGUCUUUUGUCUUUUUUAAUAUAAAAUUUAGGGUUGGUUCCCAGUCCUUUCUGAAGUUGCCUUGACCUUUUUCUCUGAAAUUAUAAUUUCUUGAAAUCAGUGUUUACCCUACAAAUUCAAAUGAAUAAAUGAUAAUUUAAAGAAAAUCUA
Messenger RNA from Anolis carolinensis (green anole), 1452 nucleotides. RefSeq names its product cystatin-B. Lineage: Eukaryota; Metazoa; Chordata; Lepidosauria; Squamata; Anolidae. The transcript is spliced from 2 exons. Gene Ontology annotation, cellular component: cytosol. The record is from RefSeq and is a predicted model, not a curated record. Bases 348 to 644 code for a protein of 98 amino acids. Gene Ontology annotation, molecular function: cysteine-type endopeptidase inhibitor activity.